ACCCCAUUGGCGGAUGAAGCCAACAGCGGAAGUGGAGUCAUCCUUUUUCACCGACCGACACUGACACGAACUCACCGGUCAACACGGCCGUGUUGGUUUAUGUUGGGCCGCUUGCUCGGUAACGCAUCGCAGAGGGUCCCGAGCUUGUUGAAGAGGGUGUCGCUGAUCAUGAAGCCGAAGGUUAUCUUCGUCCUGGGCGGGCCUGGCGCCGGUAAAGGGACCCAGUGCUCCAAAAUCGUGGAGGCCUACAACUACACUCAUUUGUCCGCUGGAGAUUUGCUGAGGGAGGAGCGAGGUAGAGCAGGGUCUGAGUUUGGGCAGCUCAUCGAUACCUACAUUAAAGAAGGCCAGAUCGUCCCAGUGGAGAUCACCAUCAGCUUACUCAGGAAGGCCAUGGAAGAGACGAUGACCAAAGAUGAAACCAAGAGCUGUUUCCUAAUCGACGGCUUCCCUCGUAAUGAAGACAACCUUCAGGGGUGGAACCGGGUCAUGGACGGCAAAGCAGACGUCAAGUUUGUUCUUUUCUUCGACUGCAGCAAUGAGGUUUGCAUCAACAGAUGUCUAGAAAGAGGGAAGAGCAGUGGACGGACAGAUGACAACAGAGAGAGCCUGCAGAAAAGAAUCCAAACCUACCUGCUGUCUACGCGGCCAAUCAUUGAGCAAUAUGAGAAACACGGCAAGGUGCGCACCGUAGACGCUUCCCGCUCUGUGGACGAGGUGUUUGGUGAGGUGAAAGCCAUCCUGGACAAAGAAGCAUGAGUUUCUCCAAAUGUCGGCAACAUUCAUCUUUUUAAGUUUCAUUUUAUCCAAUAUACUUAAAUGGAUUUCUAUAUGUCUUUACAGAUGAGGUUUUAUGUUUGUUUUCUUUUGAUUUCCGUGUCUUUUGUAAGUGCAACGCUGUUUGUGCGAACACGGUGCCGCUUGGUACGCAUGAACGAGAGGUGAAGGUGCCCUGCAGCUACUCGUGAUCAACCUGCUCUUUUUUAGAAGAGCUUGCAGCUCAGUGUGGGGCCUUAGCGUUCAGACAAACAUGAUGUUUAGCACUAAUGUCUUCACGGUAUCGUGUCAUAAGGAGGAGCUGUGAUGCGUCAGACCAAACAGUCACGUGACCUGGUGACAAGGACCGAGUGCACUCUUUACUGAUCUGCCUACAACCUUUCAGACACCUCACUAAAAUGAAUCCGACAUCUGUCUCUUGUCUGAAGGACAGCGCUCGCAGGACCGUGGCUGGCGCCACGUGGAAGCAUCCGGCAGCAAUUUGGUUGUGAGAUAGGUUGAAGGAAUACGAUUUGUCUUUAGCAGAACAUUGUGAAACACUUCAUUAUAGCACUGACAUCUAAGACAAGUUGAAAUAAAAAUGUAGAUAAAAAUCAGCAUUUUUGUAAAAUGUGUUGAAGAAGGAUUCAUAAAGAUGGUUAAAACAAAAA
Girardinichthys multiradiatus is the source of this 1427-nucleotide messenger RNA. It is a transcript of the gene cmpk1, whose product is annotated as cytidylate kinase. The record is from RefSeq and is a predicted model, not a curated record. Bases 100 to 759 code for a protein of 219 amino acids. Gene Ontology annotation, biological process: UDP biosynthetic process; 'de novo' pyrimidine nucleobase biosynthetic process; CDP biosynthetic process. The transcript has 6 exons. Gene Ontology annotation, cellular component: nucleus; cytoplasm. NCBI's taxonomy places the organism in Eukaryota, Metazoa, Chordata, Actinopteri, Cyprinodontiformes, Goodeidae. Gene Ontology annotation, molecular function: ATP binding; UMP kinase activity.